Molecule: messenger RNA, 664 nt
Organism: Aspergillus calidoustus
Lineage: Eukaryota; Fungi; Ascomycota; Eurotiomycetes; Eurotiales; Aspergillaceae
Source: the annotation of a GenBank genome assembly
AUGUCCUCCAAUUCCGAAAAGACCCUCCGCCCCCUCUCCCGCUUCAUAACCACCCACGACUCCUCAGGAAAAGCAAUCUUCUCCACAGCCCUCUCGGAGAAAAUGCCUGUCUCCCCAAUCCCCGACGGCGCCGACUUCUCCCUCGCCUACACAACCUCCACCUACCCCGCAACGCUCUCCUCCGACGCUGACAUCAAAUCCUACGCCUCGUACCUCGAGCCCGGAGGUAGCCCGGGCCUCGUCAUCUCCUCUGGCACCGUCUGCCGCAUCGUAGAUAUGCAGCCGAACGCUCUGAGCCCGAUGCAUCGGACUGUGAGUUUGGAUUAUGGGGUCGUCCUUGAGGGUGUUGUUGAGCUUGUGCUGGAUAGCGGGGAGACGAGGGUGUUGCAUCGUGGGGAUGUGGCGGUUCAGAGGGGCACGAAUCACGCGUGGAGAAAUGUGACGCCGCCUGUCAAGGGGGAGGAUGGCGUUGUUAGGGAGCAGUGGGCGCGCAUGUUGUAUGUGCUUCAGCCGGCGGAGAAGGUUAGUGUUGACGGGAAGGAAUUGGGGGAGGAGCUCGAUGGAAUGGGUGUUCCCAGUAGUAAAUAGACUCUAUAAGAGUGAUUUAUUUGAAAGCAAGAACAGAGAUAGCUUUCUUUCUUGAAUGCGGAUGUGUUGAAGGGAU